Messenger RNA from Anopheles marshallii, 834 nucleotides. RefSeq names its product elongation of very long chain fatty acids protein 4 (gene bond). Gene Ontology annotation, cellular component: endoplasmic reticulum membrane. The transcript has 4 exons. Lineage: Eukaryota; Metazoa; Arthropoda; Insecta; Diptera; Culicidae. The record is from RefSeq and is a predicted model, not a curated record. The coding region runs from base 1 to 834 and encodes 277 amino acids. Gene Ontology annotation, biological process: fatty acid elongation, monounsaturated fatty acid; sphingolipid biosynthetic process; fatty acid elongation, polyunsaturated fatty acid. Gene Ontology annotation, molecular function: fatty acid elongase activity.
AUGAGUAAUUAUGUGGAAAGAAUUUCGGUGCAAUACCACAAUUUCUCCCAGGGUGCAGAUCCUCUAAUCGACAGCUGGGCACUGAUGCAGACGCCAACGCCGAUCCUGUCGAUAACGGGGCUGUAUCUGCUGUUCGUCCUGUGGGUCGGUCCGCGUUGGAUGGAGCAGCGUAAACCGUUCGAGCUAAAGCACACACUGAUCGUGUACAAUGCAGCCCAAGUGGUGGUAUCAACCGCGUUCUGUCUGACGCCCUUCUUUACCGGCCUCUUUUUGCAGUACAUGUCGAUGUCCUGCGGUGAAUCGAUGACUGGCGUUAGCAAAGAGCUCCAGCUGACGGUCUGGAACGGUGCCUGGAUGUACCUGAUGCUGAAAAUCGUGGAACUGCUCGAUACCGUAUUCUUCGUGCUGCGGAAGAAACAGAACCAGGUGUCGUUCCUGCACGUGUACCACCACACGAUAAUGGUGCUGUUUACAUGGUUCUAUUUGAAGUACAUUCCCGGAACGCAGGCAGCGUUUAUUGGUGUGCUGAACUCGUUCGUGCACAUCUUCAUGUACACUUACUACCUCAUAGCGGCCCUCGGACCACAGUCGGUGCAGGAGAAACGUCUAUUCGACAAGAAGUACCUGUUCUGGAAGCGCUAUCUGACGACGCUACAGCUGCUGCAGUUCGGCAUUAUGCUGUGCUAUUUCGUGCUCAUCAACAGCAUGCAGUGUCAGGUGCCGCGCGCAUUAACGUACUUCUUCGUCAGCAACAUAACCAUCUUUCUGUUCCUGUUCAUCAACUUCUACCGGAAGGCGUACCGGAAGCGGCCGAUUAGCGUGAAGGUGGAUUAA